AUGGGGAAAGUGAGGGGCCUGUGGUCCCGGGUGCACAAGGCUGCCGUGAGGCCCACGGGGGAGGCCGCGACCGGCCCCGCGCCCCCCGCCCGGGAGGCGGCCUCUCUGCAGGCCUUGGCUGGCGGAGUCGGGGGGAAGGAGUGGGCUUUCAUGAAUGCCACUGUGUUUGCCGGGACCACGAUAGACCCCAGUGCCUUGGUGCAGAAGCUGGACGUGGACGCGAGGAGCAGCGCCUCCGUCAGGAGAGGUGCCAAGGCCAAGGCUGUUUUGCCCAAGAAGGAGAAGCUGAAGCUGAGGCGCGAGAGGUGGCUGCAGAAGAUCGAAGCCACGAGGCUGGCGGAGCAGGAGCGCAAGGCGGAGCAGAGGCGCAGGGCCACGGUCGUGGUAGGGGACCUGCAGCCCCUGCGGGACGCCCUGCCCGAGCUGCUGGAGCUGCAGACGGGUGGCCAGCGGGCGGCCAUCAGGCCCCGGGCAGCCCAGCUGAGCCGGAUGAGCGCAGCGCAGAGGUUCCAGCUCCUUGAGGAGGAAAGGACGCGGUUUCGGGAGCUGCUGGCCAGCCCAGCCUACAGAGCCAGCCCCCUGCAGGCCAUCGGGCGGCAGCUGGCCCAGCAGAUGCGGCUGGAGGGCAGUGGGCAGUCCUGA
Molecule: messenger RNA, 642 nt
Organism: Lipotes vexillifer (Yangtze River dolphin)
Lineage: Eukaryota; Metazoa; Chordata; Mammalia; Artiodactyla; Lipotidae
Gene: SLX9
Product: SLX9 ribosome biogenesis factor
Exons: 6
Coding region: 1-642 (213 amino acids)
Biological process (GO): maturation of SSU-rRNA from tricistronic rRNA transcript (SSU-rRNA, 5.8S rRNA, LSU-rRNA)
Cellular component (GO): nucleolus; 90S preribosome; preribosome, small subunit precursor
Source: RefSeq, a predicted model, not a curated record